ACACGCACAUCAGCCAUUCCUCUGCCUCGUCUCUCUCAUCUAACCACCUUCUGCUCCGCCGUCCACCGCCGCGGCUCCUCUUCUCCUUCCCUCACCUUAGGGUUUCUCCUUCUCCCCUCAUCUUCCGAUCAUCUGUUCAUAAUCUGUUCACGCAUGUACGUAGUACAUCGAUAGAUUGCAGGGUCUUUUUGUGGUACGGGAGUGUAUAUCUUCGUAUGAAUCUGUAGAAAGAAGGGUUUCGUUUUCCGUUGUCCUUCUUCUUCAAUGGCGACGGCACCGGUGAAACCGCUCCAUAACUUCCCCGUCUCGCUAAAAUGGGGCAAAACCGCAACGCUCGCCGCCGGUGGAAGCAACAGCACCGGUCGUCCUGCUCCGCCCCCGCUACCCAACGAAUCGGAGACGGAUUCCGAUCCCGAUGCUUUCCGACGGCCGCACCGUCGGCCACCUCCACCGCCUGCUGGUGCUGCCGUGACCUCUCAUCGGGUCGGAUCCCGGUCCGCCCGGCAGCAGCGGUUCUCCUUCAGCUCGUGCUCGAGCAUACUCCAGAAGCAGCAGAUGACGACGGCGACGAUGGUCGAGAAGGAAGCGGCGGCGACGGCGGAAGAGCAGCUGCGGAAGGGAGUCGUCGCGGUUCCGGAACGCAACAAGGAAGUGGAAACUGGCGGUGGAGGAGGAGGAGGAGGAGAGGCGGAAGAAGUAGAAGAGGAAGGGAAUCAUCAGAGGCCAUGGAAAUUGAGGCCGAGAAGGGGCCUCUAUUGCUCCUCCGUCGGUGGUGACCCGAUGAUGCAGCAAUCGAAGGACAAACCGCAGCAACAAACACCGGCGAAAUCGAUGCGACUGAGAGGAUUGGCGGAGGAUGUUGGCGGCGGCGGCAGCGGAGGAGGAGUGUCUUUUGAGAAGAAGGAGAAGAGGAAGUUCUGGAUUGCUCUGUCGAAGGAAGAGAUAGAGGAGGAUGUGUUUAUCUUGACCGGUUCCAGACCCUCCCGCCGGCCAAGGAAACGCCCCAAGAACGUCCAAAAAUCGGUUGAUAACGUCUUUCCUGGUUUGUGGUUGGUGGGAGCUACAGUGGAUUCAUACAGAAUUCCAGAGAGCCCGAUUAAGGUCUAGGUAGAGAUACAUAGAGGUUACAUGUCGUUGUUUUUGGGAGAGGGCUCUUUGGAGGUUAGAGAGGAGUUGCUUGCUAUGCUGCUCUCCAUGGCCGAUUUUGUGUAAAAAGAGGGUGCUAAAGAAAACUAGUCUCUUUGAUGCAUAGUGAAUUAUUAGCAGCUAUAGUUUGAUAUGCCAUUUUGUGCGGCUCCCUUUGCCAUGCGAUGCAGAGCGGAGUGGACAGAGGUUUAUAGUCUUUUGCAGUGAUAGUACAUUACAAUGUCGGACAGAAUAUACAGGGAAAGGAAAAAUGGAUGUACAGGUGAAAGUUAAUGGCUUUUCUUUUAGUUUAGUUCUUCAGCAAAUGGGGAAUUGUUGUGUUUUCAGCUUGCUGAAUAUUUAUGUUUACUUGCUUG
Molecule: messenger RNA, 1502 nt
Organism: Linum tenue
Lineage: Eukaryota; Viridiplantae; Streptophyta; Magnoliopsida; Malpighiales; Linaceae
Source: the annotation of a GenBank genome assembly